GCCGCGCGUUACCCGCAGUGCGCCCUAUCGUUAGCGGACAGUGAAGGUUACCUGCUUCAACAGUGCUUGAACGGCAACCUUUCGACUGUCUUCUUACAACACCAGGACGGGAAUAAUCCAUCAAAUCAGCCAGAACACCGCCUUUAACAUCAAACGUAAUUUUCAUAAUCUAAAAAAAAACUGAAGCUCGCUUAAGAUUUCUUCAACACGUUUUAGCCAACAAGCUAGCUGUUUGUUUUUGCUAUCUAGCCACACUUUUCCGCCUUACCAGAAGACCCGAGAAUAAAAUCAGAACCAUGAGUUCCCAGGUGAGACAGAACUUCCACCAGGACUGCGAGGCUGCAAUCAACAGGCAGAUCAACCUGGAGCUGUAUGCCUCUUACGUCUACCUGUCUAUGGCCUACUACUUUGACCGGGAUGACCAGGCAUUACCCAACUUUGCCAAGUUCUUUCGUGAUCAGUCGCAUGAGGAGCGUGAGCACGCUGAGAAGUUGAUGAAACUACAGAACCAGAGGGGGGGCAGGAUCUUCCUACAGGAUGUCAGGAAGCCAGAGAGGGACGAGUGGGGCAGUGGAAUCGAGGCCCUGGAAUGUGCCCUGCAGCUGGAGAAGAGUGUGAACCAGUCACUGCUGGACUUGCACAAGCUCUGCUCUGAUCACAAUGACCCACAUUUGUGUGAUUUCAUUGAGACGCACUACCUGGACGAGCAGGUGAAGUCCAUCAAAGAGCUGGCAGACUGGGUGACCAACCUACGCCGUAUGGGAGCUCCACAGAACGGCUUGGCAGAGUACCUGUUUGACAAACACACCUUAGGCAAAGAAAGCAGCUAAAUACCUUCACAGCACAUUUCCCCAAGCUUUCUUAAUAUGUAUGUUUGUAUCUCGCUUUCACCUGUUUUCAAAUCUAAAGCCAUCUGCAUGAUUGAAGCUCGUCAUUGAAACCUCUUAUAUUACUCGUAUUCCAUAUUAAAGUUCAAAGAUCUCUUUUCCCUCUGCUUUUAGCCAUGCCUUUGUCAUCACUAUAUUUGUGGUGGGGUUUUUUGCCAGGACAUGUUUAUCAAACCAAUAAAACAAACCCUCUGGAUUCUGA
Labrus bergylta (ballan wrasse) is the source of this 1089-nucleotide messenger RNA. Its product is annotated as ferritin, heavy subunit. Gene Ontology annotation, biological process: iron ion transport; intracellular iron ion homeostasis. Gene Ontology annotation, cellular component: cytoplasm. The record is from RefSeq and is a predicted model, not a curated record. Gene Ontology annotation, molecular function: ferric iron binding; ferrous iron binding. NCBI's taxonomy places the organism in Eukaryota, Metazoa, Chordata, Actinopteri, Labriformes, Labridae.